This is a messenger RNA of Anolis carolinensis (green anole), 7482 nucleotides long. RefSeq names its product cannabinoid receptor 1 (gene cnr1). Gene Ontology annotation, cellular component: plasma membrane; cytoplasm. Gene Ontology annotation, biological process: adenylate cyclase-activating G protein-coupled receptor signaling pathway; regulation of metabolic process. The transcript is spliced from 2 exons. The record is from RefSeq and is a predicted model, not a curated record. Gene Ontology annotation, molecular function: cannabinoid receptor activity. Bases 490 to 1911 code for a protein of 473 amino acids. NCBI's taxonomy places the organism in Eukaryota, Metazoa, Chordata, Lepidosauria, Squamata, Anolidae.
GGCGCUUAAGAAGGGAGACGUCGGGCAAGGCGCCCCAGUCCUCGCCUGAGUGGCAGUGGAGGAGCAGGGGAAGGGAAGGGAGGAGAGGAGGAGACGGGCUGCAAACAAGCCAGGUGGGCGCGCUCGGUGGCGGCGGCGGCGGCGGAGGAGAAGAAGGCUUGAUGGCGAGGGGCGGAGGAGGCUGCUUGGAGGAAAGGGGGAGCCACGCAGGAAGACGAAGAAGAGACCCUCUGCCUUCCCAGAACCCCUCCCCUCCGCGCCCCGCCUCCUCCUCUUCCUCCUCCUCCCUUGAAGCCUGAAGGUGGUCAGUGAGGGAGACCACGAGGCGCCCAGCAAAGGCAGGAGACAGAGGCGCGCUUGCCUUCUCCUCCUCCGCCUCCUCUUCUUCCUUUUCCUCCUCGUGUUCCUCCUCAGCCGGGGCCAUGUGAAGGGACAAAGGAUUGCCUCACAUACUUUCCCCAAAAGCCUACAUAACUGACAUCUGGGGUUAUGAAGUCAGUCCUAGAUGGCCUCGCAGAUACGACCUUCAGAACAAUUACGACAGAUCUUCUUUACAUGGGUUCUAACGAUAUCCAGUACGAAGAUUUUAAAAGCGACAUGGCUUCCAAGUUAGGAUAUUACCCACAGAAAUUUCCUCUGUCUUCUUUUCGAGGUGAUUUCCGACCUAAAAUGACUGCAGGAGAAGAUGCUGUUUUGGGCGUGCACCCAGCAGAUCAGGUCAAUCUUACAGAUUUUUACAACAAGACUUUAUCCACCUUCAAGGAAAAUGAGGAUAAUAUACAGUGUGGAGAUAACUUCAUGGAUAUGGAGUGCUUUAUGAUUCUAAACCCGAGCCAACAGCUGGCCAUUGCAGUACUCUCCCUUACCCUAGGCACCUUCACUGUUCUGGAAAAUCUCCUGGUUUUGGUUGUCAUCCUGCAUUCCCGGAGCCUUCGCUGUCGGCCCUCCUAUCAUUUCAUCAGCAGCCUGGCAGUAGCUGAUCUCCUUGGCAGCGUCAUCUUUGUCUACAGUUUUGUUGACUUCCAUGUUUUCCAUCGAAAAGACAGCCCUAAUGUUUUCUUGUUCAAAUUAGGUGGAGUUACAGCUUCGUUCACAGCCUCGGUUGGCAGCCUUUUCCUCACAGCGAUAGACAGGUACAUAUCUAUACACAGGCCCUUGUCUUACAAAAGGAUUGUUACCCGAUCAAAGGCUGUUGUAGCAUUCUGUGUGAUGUGGACUAUUUCUAUUGUAAUAGCGGUCCUUCCUCUGCUCGGUUGGAACUGCAAAAUGCUAAAUUCGGUUUGUUCUGACAUAUUUCCACUGAUUGAUGAGAACUAUCUGUUGUUCUGGAUCGGCGUCACCACUGUACUCUUGCUUUUUAUUGUUUAUGCCUAUAUGUACAUACUCUGGAAGGCUCAUAGCCAUGCUGUCAGAAUGAUUCAGCGUGGCACUCAAAAGAGCAUGAUCAUUCACACUUCAGAGGAUGGUAAAGUGCAACAGGUCUCCAGACCUGACCAAACACGUAUGGACAUCAGGUUAGCCAAAACCUUAGUCCUUAUUCUUGUGGUUUUGAUCAUCUGCUGGGGUCCUCUGCUUGCAAUCAUGCUCUACGAUGUCUUUGGGAAGAUGAACAAGCUUGUCAAGACGAUCUUUGCCUUCUGCAGCAUGCUGUGUCUCAUGAAUUCCACAGUGAACCCCAUUAUCUAUGCUCUCAGGAGCCAGGACUUGAGACAUGCUUUCAGGAGCAUGUUUCCACCAUGUGUGGGGACUGCACAACCUCUUGAUAACAGCUUGGAGUCUGACUGCCAGCACAGACAUGGUAACAACCCAGGUAAUGUCCACAAGGCUGCUGAAAGGUGUAUUAAAAACACAGUUAAGAUUGCCAAAGUAACCAUGUCUGUCUCUUCAGACACAACAGCAGAGGCAUUGUAAACCAAAAGUCUCUCGGCAUCAUGAGAGCACAAAACAAGUGAAAGUAAGAGAAAUUCAUUACUAUAGAAGUGUACGUUUUUUCAGAUGUACCCCCUCCCCUUUUCUUUUAAACAAUCGUGGUGUUUUGUUGUUAGUUUUUUUUAGUUCUGAGCAGUAGCCCCCUCCAGGUUUUAAAAAUAAACAAGGACUUGGACCUGUAUUUUCAAAAAUAGGUUUUCUAUUAACCAAACAUUAAUUGAAUGGUAAUAGUUAAUCCUGUAACCAUAUAUAAAAGCAUCCAAUUGAUUGAGGGAAAAAUUUAUAAACGUACAGAAACUUACUGCAAAUUGAGAUAUGUACAACAAUGUAAUCAAAACCAACUAUGUACUGUAUAUUUGUAGUUUUAUUUUUGGUGUGAAAUGCGUUGUUUGUAAGUAGAUUUUCUCAUCCCUCCCCACCCCAAAAGCGGCAGUACUGGAUUGUAAAAGUUUUGUACUAUGUCUUGUGAGAUCUAUGAUGUUUUAUUGUCCGUUAAUAAUAUUGUCUAAUCAAAGUGAUUAGGUAGACUUGUGUGAAAGUAAUGUAAAGUAUGUGAUGAUGUAAAACCCUCCUCCCACCAUGAAAGUACUUCCUGUAUUUUGAAGAAGUCCUAUGAGGUAUUUUGGAAUUUUUACAUUCUUAGUGGUUUUUAGUGAACUUCAAAGGAAAGACUUUGUAUUUCUUCUGCUCACAUUUGAAAUCCCUAUUAAGUUUUGAAACUUAUGUAAAUACAAGAAUAACAGCAAAUUGAGGUACUUACACUACCUUUGCAAGAGAAAACUAAACACUGGUUUAGAUGAGUAAAGACCAGCUUUAGUCUUACAAAUAGCUGGAUUCUUGUUGGAAAUGAUAUGAAUAUCAGCAAAGCCUAAGGGGAAGACGUUUGGCCACUGGUAACCAGAAACUGCUUUUGUUUGUUUGUUGCUAAUCCUGGAACUCUGAAGACAACACGUGUCCUAUUAAACACACAAAGUUAUCACUGUGAUGUAUACUUGAAAUGUGUUGCAUUCUUGAGUCCCAAGUUUUAAUUUAUUUGAAACUUGGGAUGCCAAAUAUCAGUCUUCAGAAGCAAGAGGAUGAAGUAUAAGUAUUAGACUUUUUAAACAUGUGUAUAUAUAAUUAAGUGGUAUCUACUGUAUGUAUUUGUGUGUGUUGUGUGUAUAUACUAAAUAAGUGUGGGUUACAUCAAUGUUAUUAAGAUAAGACAAUUGUGACCAAAUGUUCUCAAUCUUUUUCUUGUUGCAUUCUUUGCACAUAAAUUCUGUUUAUAAAAGGUGAGUUCUUCCAAUCAAUCAAUAAUGAAAAUACCUAACAUUUGUAAAUCCAUACUAAAAACCCAAUCUUAUAAACAGCAACAAUGACACAUUCGUAUUUGUAGUAGACAUAUUAGUUAAGAAGGUCAUCAGACUAUGGCACUUAUUGAUUAAUUGAUUUGAUGUGUUUUUAGCCCCAGACUUUACAAAAUGAUUGGAAGAAUACUCUCACUGUGCAAGAAAUUUUAAAAAGCAUUCAUAAGUAUUAGAAUUGGACUGGAAUUAAGCAACAUGGAAGAGAAACUGUUUAAGGUGAAAGAUUUCAAAUGCACAAAUUCUCUGUAAAAAAUAAGAAUGCAGAAGAUGAAAACUGAAAUAUUAUUGCAUUUGAGGGAGCAUUAUAAAUGUUAAUCCAUUAUUUAUAUUAUAUCAGUCUGAAAACAAGGUCACCCUGAUCAAACAAAAACUUACAAUCUGUUAAACCCUGCAUGCACAAAAAAUGCAGCAUAUGAAGUUUCCCAUUCUUGAUCCCUAUUUCUUUUAUCCUUGGACCAUUUAUACUGUUCUUGUUGCUAAGUUGGGCAUUGAAAUCUGUGUGCAACACCAGAAUCAUUGUAGCAUUUUGGUGGGCAGGGUGACAACUGUAUAUGAAGCAACCAUGUGAAGGCCAUUCCUCAUGCCCAGCAGUUUGCACAUAGCACACCAUUGUAUGUGAGGAACUGUGGAAUGGGCCAGUAGAUAUUAGCUAAAUGGAAAUGGAAACUAUUACAAACCACUAAAAGGCAGGCUAACUUAAUCUGAUUGUCCAGUAGAAUGUAAACAAAAGUAAAGCUGUAAGUAGUUUGAGAGCCCCCAUGGACCACUAAAGUUCCUUAGUAAAGACAGUCAUUGGCUUAAAUGUGAUGAUUGGUUCCAACUAGAGUAGACACAUUGUGCAAGCCUGGUAAGUCAGCAUUUAUAUACCCCCAUUGAAUCAAUGAGAUUACUAUAGUUCAGGUUAGUGAUUGCAGUGAUAAGAUUCAGGUCUUUCUAGAUACGAUAGUUGGUGAGAAAUGCUGAGUGCUGGAGUCCAAAAACAUCUGAAGGGCCACCUGUGUAUCAUUGGUCCAUUUUAUUUAUCACAGUUCACUGUGUGCAGGGGUUCCCUCUAGUUUUAUGGGAUAGAAGAGGAGGAGGAAAGUUGAAUCACCCUUCCCUACAUCAUGCUCCUUCCAUGUGUGCAUACAUACAUGCCUUAAAGUCUUGUGUUGACUUAUGGAGAGCAUAUGCCCUUCAAUUAAUUUCCAUAAGCAAGAAAUACUCAAUGGCAGAUUGCCAUUGCCUUCCUGUGAAUUUUUUUUUUCUUCGUGUCAGGAGCAACCGGAGUUGCUUCUGGAGUGAGAGAAUUGGCCAUCUGCAAGGACGGAAGAAUUCCUCUUGGGAGACAAUCUCUUCAUUUUACCCCCACCAGAGGUUCUUCUCUAACUAUGAGGCACCAUGAUGCACAAAGACAUGACAGACUGGGCUAAAAACACCUAAAAACAGCCCUCACCUUUCCCAUUAGUCAUUCAUGUUGAGUUUCAGCUGUGCAAAUACUGAGGAAGUAACAACAAAGGUUCCCGUUAUUCCUCUACACACUGCUGCUAUGCCCACAGUGGGCUGUAUAUUUUGAAACUCUUCCUUUAACCAUCAAACAUCAAAUCAGUAAACAUUUUGUAGAUAAUCCAAAGGACAAUGGAAAGGUAUAUCCAGAGCCAUUUCUUUAAAUGUCUUAUUGUGACUUCAGUGCUUGCUUGUAUGGGUUUCUGUUUAUCCAAUAUCUUAACUUUAUGUAACUAAAAUAAACUAUGGGACAAUGGGGCUGUCUUGGCACUAAAUAUGGUGCUUAUUGAUAUAAUAAGAAACAACAUCCUGUGAAAUACUAUAAUGUAGUGUUCCGUAUAUUUCAUUUACAUACGCGCAGGGUUUUUUUUUGUUUUUUUGUUUUAAUUUUUUAAAACUUGUAUAACUGUGGAUAUUAUCCUACCACCAUUUCUCAACUCAUCUAACUAUGAAGUCCCUCCAAAGUGAAUGCUAAAUAUAACUUCUGUUAGAUACUCUACUGCUUUACUUUAGCCAUGCUUUAGAGGCUUUCUCCUCAAGACUGUAAAAAUGCUUAGGAAGGUAUAUUCAGUACAAACUUCCACUCUUAUCCCUUCAAAGCAAUGCAACACCCAACAAAUAAUAUGUAUAUUAUAGAACCUAAAAUGUACUCUCACACUUCAGUUUUCAUUUCUGGUCUGGUGGGGCAUGUCUUUCUAUUUAGCUUUUCUGCAAACUACAUAACUAUUAACUGAGCAUUUGAAACGUAUUGUGACUCAUUUUUCUCUCUUUAAAGUAUUAUUUCCUUUGUAUCUGCUUCUUCCUGGGCCAAGAACAAAACAAAAAUUUGUCAGAUAAACUGUCUGCAUGGGCUAUAGGUUCAUUGUGUCCUAGAGACAUAUCCAGAACUGUGGAAGCAGGGUUUUCUGUCCCAAUGUAUGGUUCUGGGUAUAUGUAGGAAUCAUUGCAGUCAGGCUUAGGGCCAUAAAAUACUUGCAAUGACAGAGAUUUCAUUUAGCAACUAGGAUAUCCAAAUGCAGCAGCACCCAGUGUGAUGGACCAUGUUUUAGUGGCUGCGCAACAUGCCCCCCACCCCACUGAGUAACAAAGAGGGAGGAUUGUUUCACGCUCCUGUGAUUAAGCAUCUGAUGGGAGCAGAAGGUGUCUUACGGGGUACUAUGCAAGUGCUAUUGGAGCACAUGGCCAGCAGUGCCCAAUUCAAAUGAAUCAACAAUGACCCAUAGCUAUAUAGGGCCUGCUGGCCAUUCAUAUUACAAUCGGUUUUCUGAAUUUGCUAAAGUUAGAGGCACAUGGCCCCUAUGAAAGUGAAAAACCAUCAGUAUAGAAAUUUUCUGCAUGAGAGAACAUCUCUCAUUGAAUUUCUAGGUCUUCCAGAACAACACUGUGGUCAAUUUCCACUGGAAGCCGACUAUUGAAUUGCAUUGGAGGAUUUUAAAAUUCCUAGAGGUUUUCUCUCAAGAAAUCUCUAGGUCCUCUGGCAUGAUGGAGAAGUUGACCAUAGAAUCACAGUGGAAGACCUAAAGAUUCUUAGAAUAGUUCUAAUUAAAUCUGUGAAUUAUCAAAUCCACAAAUGUCAGAUCGGCAAAUGUGGAGGGAGGACUGUACUGACUACUUUCUGCACACCUCACUAAGACCCCACUGCCCUCAUUAUUUCUCCCCUUGUGCUGCCCUAUCUCCAGUGAAAUGUCCAGUGAAUGUCCUGCUCUGACCUUUCAUAGUGCAUGAGUCAUCUCCUGGUCACUGCUGGAGGCUGAGCACUCGUCUCAGUGAGCUUCACUCUGACCCAACAAGGCAAUUCUCAUGUCCAUAUGCAGCACAGAGAAGUGUAUUUCUUCAUUUCAGAACUCUUUAACUACAGCAAAAAAAACCCCUUCAUUUAGAUAAAGCUAUUUCCAAUUGUCCACGUUCCCUUGGUAAUAGCCUAGGAGCUUAUCCACACACUGCUUUAUAGUCAGCCACCCACUCUCAUGAAAUGAGUAGCUCCAUAGCUAAAACAAUUCUGUGUAUUUAUUAACUUGAAGUGUUGUGUAUAUCUGUACCAGAGACCAUCUGUAUUAUGUGCAAGUUAGAUUCUCCACCACUUUAAUGUAGAUUUGUAUAUUACCUCUUCAAUGCUGUGCAAUCACCAUGGAUUUCUUUUUAUUGCACUGAUCAAAAUGCCUCUUGUAUGAUAAAUAAAACUUUUCCUGUGGUGAAUGUAUGUAAAUAAAAAAAUAAAAAUCAUUUCAAAUGUCAGCUAUACAAGCAGUGGCCUAACACAAAUCCAAGUCUAUAAUUGUAAAAUAGAAAAUCAGUUAAGUUGCUGUAACAUCAGGAAACGAUUCUAGGGAUGCAAUGACAGAGAAAGGAAAGUCUUUCCUUAUGAUAGUAAGAAAUAGCAAAGUUGGAUUUAUGUAGCUUUUUAUUUCCAUUGUUUCCUAGUGGAAAGCUUAUCUCUUUUUCAUGUCUGUAAAUCUAACAUUAUUACUUUCUCUUUGAAGUAUAUUGUAUUGUUAGAUGUUCGUUUGAGCUGGUAACUAACAUCCUUGCAACUGCUGCAAUAUGUUUCUGUUGGCAACUUGUAUAUUACUUUGUACACAAGUACUGGUAAGACUGUCAUUAAAAGUAGCUUCUGCCAUUAAACUACCUAUAGCGGAAUAGUACUUCUGUAAUAUUACCAAUGUAGUACUAUCAUACCAUAUUUUCUUUCUCCAGUGUAAUUAAACUGUUAUUUAUUCAA